Molecule: messenger RNA, 3054 nt
Organism: Synchiropus splendidus (mandarinfish)
Lineage: Eukaryota; Metazoa; Chordata; Actinopteri; Syngnathiformes; Callionymidae
Exons: 9
Coding region: 1-3054 (1017 amino acids)
Molecular function (GO): zinc ion binding; protein binding
Source: RefSeq, a predicted model, not a curated record
AUGGAGACCAGGGCUGAAGUUCUCUCCUGCUCCAUCUGUCUGGAUCUACUGGAGGACCCAGUUACUCUUCCCUGUGGACACAGUUUCUGUAAGAACUGUAUUCAAGGAUACUGGGACAUACAAGAUGAGAAGUGUCCACAGUGCAGACGCACCUUCGCACAGAGGCCUCCCCUGGAGAAGAACAUUAUGUUAGCAAAGUUAGUGGAGGAGCUGAAGAAGAUGUUAGCUGGACCUGAAGACGUGGCCUGUUACUCCUGCGCUGGAAGGAAAAUGAAAGCCGUCAAGUCCUGCCUGGUCUGCCUGACCUCUUACUGUGACCUACACCUCCAGCCUCAUCUAGAGGAUACGGCCCUCAGGAGACACAAGCUGGGGGACCCGUCCAAACAGCUCCAGGAUAUCAUCUGCUCUCAACACAAUGAGGAGAAGGGGAUCUUCUGUCGUACAGAUCAGCAGCUCAUCUGUCUUCUCUGUGCUGUGGACCAACACAAGAACCACAACAUUGUCUCUGUCGCUGUAGAGAGAAGAGAGCGAGAGAAAGAGGUGGAUCAGAGUCGUGGAACGAUCCAGCAGAGGAUCCAGGAGAGAGAGGCAGAUAUGAAGAUGCUUCAGAAGGAGGAGAGGAACAUACAGACCUCUGCUGAUAAAGCAGUGAAGGACAGUCAGGAGGCACUCACCUGGCUGAUCCAGAAUGUCCAGAGGAGAUUGUCUGAUGAGGAGCAGCAGAUCAGAUCUCGGCAGGAGUCUGAAGUUGCACGAGUCCAGGGACUUCAGGAGCAGUUGGAGCAGGAGAUCGCUGAGCUGAAGAAGAAAGAUGCUGAGCUGCAACAGCUGGCGCUCACCAACAGUCACACAGUCUUUCUCCACAACUUCUCCUUGCUCUCAGAGGUCAGUGAUGACAUGUUUCCCAUGGUCUCCUCCAGGACCCACGUCCGACCUCACUGCUGCUUUGAGGAAGUGGCAGCAGCUGUGUCCGCCAGUAGAGACCUCAUCCAGGACCUUCUAAGUGACACAUGGACCAACAUCUCACUGAUGCUCGCUCCAGAGCCCGAGACCAGGGAUGAGUUCCUCCUAUUCACACGAGACAUCACUCUGGAUCCAAACACUGCGAGCUCAUGGUUUGUGCUGUCUGAAGGAAACAGGAAAGUGACAAACAUGAGGGAAGAUCAGUCUCCUCCUCCUCAUCCAGACAGAUUCACUGAUUAUCUUCAGGUCCUGAGUAAAGAAUCUCUGACUGGACGUUGUUACUGGGAGCUGGAGGUGACAGGAAAACUUGAUAUCGCCGUCUCAUACAAGAACAUCAGCACAUCAGGAGCAGCAAGUAGAUUUGGAUUUAACAACAAAUCUUGGUCUUUGCUCUGUUCCGACUCUGAUUGUUCAUUUAUACACAACAGCAUCAGAACCACAGUCUCCAGUGUUCAUCCCUCCAUAGUGGGUGUGUACCUGGAUCAUUCUGCAGGUCUUCUGUCCUUCUACAGCGUCUCUGACACCAUGACCCUCCUCCACAGAGUCCACACCACCUUCACUCAGCCUCUCCAUGCUGGAGUCUGGGCUUGGUCCUCAUCCAAAGAGAAGACUGUUAUCACUGACAAGGAGAUGAACUCCACCACUGCGUUUCUGUCUGAGCAGCAGUUCAACUGCUUCCUCUGUCAGAAGGUGUUUUCCGACCCGGUCUCCAUACCCUGCGGUCACAGCUUCUGCUUCACUUGCAUCACGCCCCUCUGGGAGUCCCCGCAAUCAACCAGGUGUCCAAAAUGUCACACGUCCUUCAGUAGACGUCCAGAACUCUGCGAGAAUUCCUUUGCUCGAGAGAUGUCAGAGCAGAUCAGAGCUGUGAGACGGAGCAGAUUGCCUGGACGUGUCGUGUAUUGUGAUGUUUGCACCCAGACCCGAUCUGUGGCUCUGAAGUCUUGUGUCGGGUGUCUGAUGUCGUACUGUGAGGCUCACCUGAGUCCUCACCUGAGGCUGGCUGACCUCAGCGGUCACCAACUCACUGAUCCUGAGGACAGCCAACAAAGGAUUCGUGCCAGGAAGCUUGCGAUAGAGAUUGGCAAGAAGGUAAAUGAGAAACUCAAGAAGCUGGAAGAGAUCAGAGUGUCCACGGAACUCAGCCGGGAGAACUCGGAGUUGGACCUGGAGGAGAGCAGGAGGAUCUUCUCUUCACUGUUUGCUUGGAUGGAGAGACGUCAGGAGUUUCUAGAGGAGACCAUCAGGCGGAGACAGCUGGAGGCUGACCAGCUGGCCAAGGGGCUGAUGACAGAGCUGCAGGCCGACAUCAGUGAACUCCAGAGAAGAAGGCGAGAACUGGAAAGUGAUGACGUCGAUCUUCUACAGUUUCCAGGAGUGAGUUCACGUGCCAUGUGGACCAGCCCUCACACGGGGGUCCAUUCAGACGUUAAUCUGGGGAUUGUGAGACGAGCUAUCGAUGACAUGGAGCAGCAGCUGCAGUCACUGGUGAAAACACUGGACACUCAAGACCACAACAAGAUCAAGCAGUAUGCAGCUGAGGUACAGAUGGACGUGCGGACGGCAAACGCCUGGCUGGUAGUGUCUGAUGACGGGACGCAAGUGUGGGAUGGAGAAGAGGAGCAGGACCUGGAGGACCUACCUGAGCGGUUCACUUCGGCUCCCUGUGUCCUCGGAACCAUGGGUUUCACCAGUGGGAGGCACUACUGGGAGGUUGAUGUUGGAGACAAGACAGCGUGGGACCUGGGCUUGGCCCGCACAUCCAUCAACAGGAAGGGCAAGGUCACCCUCAGCCCAGAGGACGGUUACUGGGCGAUAUGUUUGAGAAGAGGCAGUGACUUUCGAGCAUGUGCAGAUGAGGCGGUGCUGCUGAACCUCCGUCAGAGGCCGCGGGCCAUCGGGGUGUUUGUAGACAUCGAGGAUGGGAUGGUGUCCUUCUACGAUGCCGAGAACAAGAACCACAUCUACUCCUUCACCUGCUUUCACUUCACAGAGGAAAUGAUUCCCUUUUUUAACCCAGAAAUAAGCAGCAACAGGACCAACAGAGAGCCACUCACCAUCCGGCCUGUUGACCGAGGGGCACACUUGUGA